This is a messenger RNA of Drosophila arizonae, 447 nucleotides long. RefSeq names its product angiopoietin-related protein 1-like. Lineage: Eukaryota; Metazoa; Arthropoda; Insecta; Diptera; Drosophilidae. The record is from RefSeq and is a predicted model, not a curated record.
AUGACGCUGCAAGCGCAGCUCGAAGGGCUGAAACUAGAGCAGAGAAGCCUAUUUGCCGAACUUACAGCGAAAUUUGAUAAAUUUAUAGCAGACAACUGGCUGCCUUCCCAGUUUCCGAAUGACUGUGCCAAAGCAACGGCAGUGAGUCGUUUUAGUGGAGUUUAUCAGAUUGUUAUUCCAGACUACAGUGUCCAUCCGUUCUUAGUCAGAUGUGAUGAGCAUCCACAAAAUGGCGGUUGGACCGUCAUCCUGAACCGUGAGGAUGGAAGCGUUAAUUUCUUUCGCUAUUGGAAAGACUAUAAGAACGGCUUUGGCAAUGUCAAUGGUGAGUUCUUUAUAGGCCUGGAAAAGCUGCAUCUUCUGACCAAGGAGAUGGACCAGGAACUGCUUAUCGUCAUGGAAGACUUUCAACGCAAACAGAAAUAUGCGAAUAUCAUAAUUUACUAA